Molecule: messenger RNA, 1389 nt
Organism: Jatropha curcas
Lineage: Eukaryota; Viridiplantae; Streptophyta; Magnoliopsida; Malpighiales; Euphorbiaceae
Source: RefSeq, a predicted model, not a curated record
CUGAAUUUCUUCGUUUGUUUUUCUUGUUUCUUUUGGCUGCGAUGGAACAAGAUAGUCACAAUCGAUCCCUCGAUGAUGAGGAAGAGGAGGGUCUUUCCUUCAAUAUUGCUCUGGUCAUCGCUGAUCAAGGUUUUGAAUUCUUUCUCGUCGGGAUGCUUCUUACAUACAGCCCGAUUAAUUUUACCUCGAUGAAAUCUGUGCUAGUAGAUCUGUGGCAUCCUCUUGGGGGAAUUACGAUUACUGAUAUUGGAGCAAAAAGAUUUCUUUUUCGGUUCUAUAAUCAGGUGGAUAUGGAUCGUACCGUUGAUGGUGCUCCGUGGUUGUUCAAUAAAAACCUCUUGGUGUGGAGUAAGAUUAAACCAGAUGAAGACCCUUUGAGGAUUCCUUUGAUUACAGCUGAUGUUUGGGUGAUUGUGAAGAAUUUGAAGCCUAGGUUUAUGCGUGAAGAGGUUGCGAAAUCGUUAGGUGAUUUUGCUGGCAAAUUUGUGAGCAAUGAUGCAAAAUACUUGACUGAAUCUGCCGAACUGGAAGAUUAUUCCAUGCGAAUUAGAACUACUCUGGACAUUCGUCAACCGUUACGAAGAAUGAAGAAGCUUUUAGAUGUAAAAGGGGAAGCUUUUUAUGUCUGGUUUUCGUAUGAAAGAAUUUUUGUCUUUUGCUAUCUAUGUGGAUUACUUGGCCACACAGAUUCGUACUGUGAAAUCCGUUUGAGGAAGAAACUGGAUGAACUGAUUUUUGGUUGGGAUGAACGGCUCCGGGCUUUACCUCGCCGGAAUCGUCGAGCUCCUAGUCAAUGGCUGUGUGAAAAUGGUAAGCCUCAAAUUAGGCCAUGGAACAUGGCGGGUUUGAAGGAAGGAGUUACUACAAGGGAUGAUUCUCGUCUAUUAUAUUCCCAGAUUUAUCGCACUUCACUUUUUGUUAAUAAUUCAAAUUUGAAUGGUGAAGGUGAUGAUUUUGGAUUGAUGGAGACUGAAUCCAUAGGAAGAAUGAGUAUCGGUGGGCUUGAGGAUGAUAGUGGGCCUAUUAUACAUGGUGAUCCAAAGAAGAGGCCCAGAAGUGAUAAAAAUGAUAAAAAUAAAUCACCACCAGCUAAUAUUUCUUUGACAAAGGAUUUAUUAGGUGGAAAUCAAGUUGGCGGCAAUGCUUCAGCUUCUAAGAUAUCGGCUGGUCCCGUGAAGCGGGAUAGCCGGAAGCAAUGAGGAUAAUAAGUUGGAACUGCCGAGGCAUUGGCAACCCUCGGGCAGUUAGAGCACUGAAUGAUCUAGUUACUAAUUAUAAACCUGACAUUGUCUUUUUAUUGGAAACCCGUAUGCAUGCUAGUCGGUUAGAGGAAGUUAGAGUGCUUAUCUCUUUUGAUAAUUGUUUUUGUAUGGAUAGAGUGGGGUUAGG